Fusarium poae is the source of this 1407-nucleotide messenger RNA. RefSeq lists its product as uncharacterized. NCBI's taxonomy places the organism in Eukaryota, Fungi, Ascomycota, Sordariomycetes, Hypocreales, Nectriaceae. The transcript has a single exon. Bases 1 to 1407 code for a protein of 468 amino acids. The record is from RefSeq and is a predicted model, not a curated record.
AUGUCCCUGCCUGCCCACGAGGGACAAAGAGAUGUAGACGAUGUCGAUGGCAUACUGUCACGCCUAACUCCGGUGGCGGAAAAGGUCACUGGCAAGCAUGUCUGCUGGAAGAGAUCAGAUGGAUCGGAGCUACCCCAGAUGCGGAUACCAGAGUGGAAUGAUACGACGCAGGAUGGUUUCGGUGGCAUCAAUGUCGCAGGUGCUUUCACCGCUGCAUCACUAUCCUUAAAAAGCUUGGCAGCAACUUACUGUGGAGUGUGGCCUAUUCCUGUUGACAACUUUAAAGAGUCCGAAGCGCAAAGUUACCAACCUUGCAUCUCGCAAAUCUUGCAUCUCUUCAACCAGAUGAAGAAAGCCAAGGCAGCUUCAAACGACUUCCUUGAACAAGACUGGCUUACCGCUUCUUUCCAAUCGAUAACGGAUAAGUACGAUCGCCAGGACGUGUUCACCAAAAGUAUGGGCGUCGAAACGGUUGUUAACAAGGACUUUUUGAAACGAAACACUGAAAGGCAGUCGGAACUAGAAGAAAUUAACUAUUUUGGAUUCCCUGAAACCGUUUUGAAGACGCAUUUGCGAGACCUCGUGAAGAAAGUCCAGCAGGAGAACAAGAGGAUGUUCCUUUUCCAUUUUACUAGCACGACACAUCAUCCUUGGGGACUGCCAGGCAAUUUCGAAAGGAGAGAGUAUAUGAACACGAAGGGGAAGAUGGCAUGGCACAAAGACUUUAACAACUACUUGAACACUAUCCGGUUCACGGAUGCAUGGCUCGGCGAGCUUCUGCAACUGUUCGAUCAUCAAGGUAUCGCUAAUGAGACACUUGUGGUUCUUGUCGGCGACCACGGGCAAGCAUUCAGAGAGGAUGUCUCCACUAGGACCGGCACGUACAAGAAUGGUCACAUCAGCAAUUUUCGCGUGCCUAUCACUUUCAGGCACCCUAGUAUUCCUCGUGUACAGUAUGAAGCGAGCGCAACUUCCAUCUCCAUUCUUCCGACGAUAUUGGACUUGCUCAUCAACACGGGAUCACUCAACCGCUGGGAUACAGCUAUCGCAUCUGAUCUCAUUCAAGAUUACGAAGGGCAGUCGCUCAUCCGGCCCUACAAGCCCAUGAAAAAUGGCCGCCGGGCGUGGAACUUUGGCAUCGUCAACAGCGGUGCAAGCAUGCUGACAGUGACGUCUGCAGAUGCGCCCUGGAGACUUGUCAUGCCCCUUGACCGUACAUCCCGAUGGAGAUUUACUGACUUGAAGAACGACCGACUUGAACUUGAGCCUCUAGAGAAUUGGUCAGUGGAACAACUGAUAAGUGAUAUAAGACAUAUCCAUGGCGAGGAAGCGUCACGUUGGACUAGGGAGGCUAAUGCGGUGGCCAACUGGUGGGCGGUGGAGAACAAAAGACUUUGGGGGUUAUAA